AUCCCUCAAACUGUUGACAAAAAUCAAUCCUGAUGGCUGUGCUGUCAUGCGUUUGACUUCGUGCUUUAUGUCGCCCGAAGUUUUUUCCCAAAAGCAGAUUCCACAAACUUGCAGCAGUCGGAUAAUUAUUUCAGCGUUAAAUUCCUCUUAAACGUAUCGGUCAACACCAUGGGUGGACAUGGACACGGACACGGACCUCCCUACAAAGUGCCGGAUGCUUCAAUCUACAAAGUUGCAGACGCUCCGCCGCUGGUGGAGGUUGAGCGUGCUUUGGCCCGCCGUGGCCUGAAGGAUCCUUGGCUAAGGAACGAAGUUUGGCGCUAUAACAUAAAAGAGUUCGGAACUCACCGAUCCCGGCUGGUUUCGUUCCUAUUCAAGGGUUUCCCCCUAGGGUUUGCCGCAUUCGUGGCCACUAUUGGUGUCGAAUUUGCUCUGGGAGUGGACUACCAUAGUCACGGACACGCAGAACAUGGCGAUGAUAAACAUGGUCAUCAUUAAGACAGUGGAAUCGAAGGUAGGAGACAUUGAGUUUUAAAUAUUGUAAAAUAAAUAAUGCAAAACGUUAAA
Molecule: messenger RNA, 567 nt
Organism: Armigeres subalbatus
Lineage: Eukaryota; Metazoa; Arthropoda; Insecta; Diptera; Culicidae
Gene: ND-B12
Product: NADH dehydrogenase [ubiquinone] 1 beta subcomplex subunit 3
Exons: 2
Coding region: 169-498 (109 amino acids)
Biological process (GO): mitochondrial respiratory chain complex I assembly; electron transport chain
Cellular component (GO): mitochondrion
Source: RefSeq, a predicted model, not a curated record